Selaginella moellendorffii is the source of this 2780-nucleotide messenger RNA. Its product is annotated as 4-hydroxy-3-methylbut-2-en-1-yl diphosphate synthase (ferredoxin), chloroplastic. Gene Ontology annotation, molecular function: iron ion binding; 4-hydroxy-3-methylbut-2-en-1-yl diphosphate synthase activity (ferredoxin). The coding region runs from base 149 to 2383 and encodes 744 amino acids. The transcript is spliced from 18 exons. Gene Ontology annotation, cellular component: chloroplast. Gene Ontology annotation, biological process: terpenoid biosynthetic process; isopentenyl diphosphate biosynthetic process, methylerythritol phosphate pathway. Lineage: Eukaryota; Viridiplantae; Streptophyta; Lycopodiopsida; Selaginellales; Selaginellaceae. The record is from RefSeq and is a predicted model, not a curated record.
CCAAACUGUUGACACAAAUGCUGGGAGGUGAGAGCGAGCGAAAGGGGUAUUGAUAUUCAUCACUUCCAUCGAUCAAUCCAUCCCGUGAGCAUUUGGGUCGUUAGCGCUCAUCGAAUCCGAGCUCGCAUUGGGGCGAAUUGGCGGGGAUAUGGCGUCCACAGCUGCAAUGGGGCAGGCCACCACGAUCCCAGCGUCUCUGAGCGGCCUCAAGAGCAUGGAAUCGGCUCCCAGCUGCCUCAAGCCAUCGCCCACAAAAGUGGGAGGUAGCGCUGCCCGAUUGAGAAGGCGAGGUCGGAUUACCACCCGGAGCAUGGCUCAGGAUGUCGUGGAGAUGGAGCCGGCAUCGCAGAACAGUCCUCUUCUAGUGCCGAGGCAAAAGUACUGUGAGUCCGUCCAUAAAACGAUCCGUCGACAAACUAGCACUGUGAUGGUUGGAAACGUCGCUGUUGGUAGCGAGCAUCCAAUUCGCGUCCAAACGAUGACCACUACUGAUACCAAAGAUGUUCUAGGAACUGUUGAUCAGGUUAUGAAGAUAGCUGAUAGAGGCGCAGAUAUUGUGAGAAUCACUGUGCAAGGGAAAAAGGAAGCAGACUGUUGCUACGAGAUUAAAAACACUCUUGUCAAGAAAGGAUAUUCUAUUCCCUUGGUUGCAGAUAUCCAUUUUGCUCCAUCGGUUGCGCUCAGAGUUGCCGAAUGCUUCGAUAAAAUCCGCAUCAACCCCGGAAACUUUGCCGAUCGAAGAGCACAGUUUGAGACGCUUGAGUACACGGAAGACGAUUACCAGAAAGAGCUAGAACACAUCGAAGCAGUUUUUACUCCUCUCGUCGAGAAAUGCAAGAAGUAUGGCCGAGCGAUAAGAAUUGGCACGAACCACGGCAGCUUGUCCGACCGCACCAUGAGCUACUACGGCGACUCACCAAGAGGAAUGGUGGAAUCAGCGUUUGAGUUUGCACGGAUUUGUCGAAAGCUCGACUUUCACAACUUCCUCUUCUCGAUGAAAGCAAGCAAUCCGGUGGUGAUGGUUCAAGCGUAUCGUUUGCUGGUGGCUGAAAUGUACGUAAACGGAUGGAACUAUCCACUGCACUUGGGAGUCACUGAAGCUGGCGAGGGUGAAGACGGCCGCAUGAAAUCCGCGAUUGGAAUUGGAGCUCUUCUACAAGACGGGCUUGGUGACACUAUUCGUGUCUCGCUCACGGAGCCACCGGAAGAAGAAAUCGAUCCCUGCACAAGGCUUGCAAAUCUGGGAAUGCGUGCAUCGUCUUUGCAACUCGGAGCACCAGAGCAAUUCGAGGAGAAACAUCGUCGCUACUUUGAUUUCCAGAGAAGAAGUGGACAGCUACCGCUUCAAAAGGAGGGAGAAAGUGUCGACUACCGUGGCGUGUUGCAUCGCGAUGGAUCUGUUCUCAUGUCCGUGUCUCUGGAUCAACUCAAGAAUGCGGAGCAGUUUUACAGGUCUCUCGCAACGAAACUUAUCAUAGGAAUGCCUUACAAGGACGUUGCUACUGUUGAUUCGAUCCUGCUCAAGGAGCUUCCAGCUUUAGACGACAAGGCAUCGAGGCUUACACUCAAAAGACUGGUGGACAUAAGCAUGGGAAUACUGACUCCAUUGUCACAGCAGCUUGAAAGACCACUUCCUCACGCCAUAGCUCUCGUCACACUCGAAGAACUUGCGUCCGGUGCUCACAACCAGCUUCCUCAAGGAAGCCGUAUUGCUGUGAUUGUGCAUGGAAAUGAGCCAUCGGAAUUGCUGGAGCUGCUCAAAACGGUGGAUGCGGUAAUGCUGCUACUUAACUCGCCACAUGAAGAGACAGUCAGCCAUGUCCACAACGCACGAAGGUUGCUUGAGUAUCUCCAGUCGAAUUCUCUAAGCUUUCCAGUUAUCCACAACUUGGAAUUCAAGCAAGGCCUUCGCAGGGAUGAUUUCGUGAUCAAGGCUGGAAGCGAAGCAGGAGCUUUGCUAGUGGAUGGUCUGGGCGAUGGAAUACUCCUGGAUGCAGCCGACCAAGACUUUGACUUUGUUCGUUCUACUUCGUUUGGACUUCUUCAAGGCUGCCGAAUGAGGAACACAAAAACUGAAUAUGUGUCCUGUCCAUCUUGUGGAAGAACUCUGUUUGAUCUUCAAGACGUGAGCGCAGAGAUCCGUGAGAAAACUUCGCAUUUACCCGGAGUUUCAAUUGCGAUCAUGGGAUGCAUCGUAAAUGGUCCUGGAGAGAUGGCCGACGCUGAUUUCGGCUAUGUAGGAGGUGCUCCUGGAAAGAUUGACUUAUACGUAGGAAAGCAAGUUGUCAAGCGUGGUAUUGCCAAGGAUCAAGCAACCGAUGCUCUUAUUCAACUCAUCAAGGAUCACGGCCGCUGGGUUGACCCAGAGGUAGACAACAAUUAGCUUCGCUCAAGCUCGCAAAAGAUUAUUUUUUGAAGUCCCCCAAGUUUGAGAGAGGUCUGGAAGCGAAAAACACAGACAAGAAGAAGCUGCUGGCUUGAGAUCGAUGAAGAAAAGCUUACAUGUUUACAAGGCUUUGUAGCUUGGAUUCACCAGGUUCUCUAUGCCGGAAGUCACUCUCAUAGAUUCGAUUGUAUCACCGACUUUGAGGUCUGCAAGAUAUUCUUGGUUUUGGACAACGUAGCCGAAGACCGAGUAGCGGCCGUCUAGUAUGUUGGCAUUGCUCGGAGUGAGCUCGCUUUCUUUCAAUAGCCAAAAUAUCUGGCUGGAAGCCGAGUCGUUCUCAAACUCCUGCAAACAAAGAAAAUCUUCAAUAGACAUAAAGAGGCCGUUUUUCUUA